Plutella xylostella (diamondback moth) is the source of this 1107-nucleotide messenger RNA. RefSeq lists its product as uncharacterized. The record is from RefSeq and is a predicted model, not a curated record. Lineage: Eukaryota; Metazoa; Arthropoda; Insecta; Lepidoptera; Plutellidae.
AUCAGGUGACCGUACCUACAGUUAGUUCGUUGACUCAAACAUUUGCUGACUACGACAAAAUAAUGAAGGGAAUUCAUUACUUACAACACAUUUUAGUGCUUUUAAUUUCAUUCACCAACCGGUGUACUGGCAAAUCAUUAUCAAAAUGAGACGGGAAAUAAUUUUAUUUCGUGCCAUAUUCCUGUUCGGAAUCGUACAUAGCCUUCCGAUUGGGCAGGAGUUCACACCGUUGCCGUUGAGCACUUCGGAUCCAGUAGCAGACAAGGAAGCGUCAUGGACACCAUCAUGCCAGGACACGGACGACACCCAGUGCAUCAGCAGCCACGAGGCAGGCUAUCGCCUUCCCAUCCAGGAGUCGGACUCAUCGAGCAGCGAGUCAGUGGAGCACACUGACUACUUCACCUAUCGUGACGACAGCGCGCCCCCGCUGCAGGAGGCAGUGGACAUCGAGACCCUCCCGGACCACCAGGUGCAGCCCCCGGUCGUGAGCUACCUCCCACAGCCCCAUAUUCACGCCGGCUACAGGAAGUACAGGAUCAUGAAUCCCUUCGUGUUCCCCCGAGUGUUCAACUCCUUCAGCCGACUGCGGCCAAUCAGCGCGCUGCCCCGCGUGCACGCGACCCGCAUCCUCGGACUGACGCCAUUGGACGAGCGGCUCGAGCAAACCAGGUAUGACGUCACGGACGCCGAGCCCGAAGCGUUGCCUAGCAACCCGCGCCAGCAGAGGAUGUCCAGAUUGACGGAAGAAGUUGCACCAAGAGAUGGAGACUAUGUGGAUCCGUAUCUGGCUCAGUUGGAGGCUGACGCGGUGAUGCCGAACAUUCUGCCGACGAUGUCGUACGUGCGGGACGCCGGUCACCUGCCCCACUACGGGUCUCCGUACGCCGUGUACCCGGGCCGGGCCGGGGGCUGCGCCCAGCCCAUACUCUUCAGCUGCUCUCCGCAGGUCACGCGAGGAGUUCUGGCGAGGCACGUGGCUCCACACUCCUACAGACAGCCGGAGCCGCAAGCACCACACAUGCAUGAUGACAUUGAUAACAGCAUUCAGUUCUAGGUACAGGAAAUUUGAUAAGCUUGGUUGUUAUUGUUAUUAUGAGUAUGUGUUAU